GGAGAGGCGGUGGACGCAGGUGUUUUAGCACUUUCGGGUCAAUUCAUGCUCUCUCGAUUUUAGCUGGAAUGAUAUUUUCCAGAUAAAAGGGAUUUGUUUGUAAAUAACAGUCAUGUGCUGCACGGAUUCCUGCUGCCGUCCAGUUAAAACUACAAACCCACCCAGAGCACUGGGGAUUUGAGUCGCUUCGACUAGCCUAGGGACAACUAACUGUAAAGGAAAUGUCGAGCGUCGACUAUUUUAGGUUUCUAUACAAAUCGCGAUCAAGCCAGUAAAUUGAAGCUGCUUUUAAAUAAUAUUGCAUUCAUUUGAUUGGUCGACCGACCCGCUGCAAGUUUGAGUUCUCUGGCCGACGAUGUGCUCAAUUGUAACGUUUAACUUGUUACAUUGUGCUAUUCUAACCUAAUUUACAUUAGUAUCAGUAGCGCCACGUGAAUGUUUAUUGAUACAUGAUCAACUCGUCAUUUCUUCUAAGGUAGACCCUCUGGAUUUUACGCUAAACUGUUCAAUAGAACAUAAUUGAUGGACAUAGUUCUUCCUGCUUUACAUCCGGGUUGAAAGAAGGGACUACAUUUUCUUCCAAUGACAUCAUUAUGUCCCCUUCAUUGGUUAUUGAUCCAGUAGUUGACUGUAAAUAAGCAUCCAAAGGCACCACUCUAUCCACAUUCUCUGACUAGGCUACACCACAUUUUUGAAAAGCAAGUGCAGUUCACUAGAACUUUGCACAGCCCUUUGGCACUUUCCAUGUUUUGCUGUGCCCUGGUAGACUAGAUAACAGAGAGAGAACAUGGAAGAUGAGAUGUUUGAGCAGCUCAUGUAUGUCCUGAACCAACUGGUGACAUGGAUCACUGCGGGGGCCAUGGUGUUUGGUGGAGUGGUACCUCACAUCCCCCAGUACAGGGACAUCAGACAGACACAGAAAGCAGAGGGAUUCUCCACCUAUGUCUGCCUCGUCCUACUGGUGGCCAAUAUUCUAUGUAUACUGUUCAGGUUUGGGCGCUACUUUGAGACACCACUCCUGUGGCAGAGCAUCGUCAUGAUUGCCACCAUGUUGAUCAUGCUCAACCUGUGUACCAACGUCCGCGUGGCCACCGAACUCCAGACUAAGAAACGUUCAUUCACAGACUUUGAAUGGAGCCACUUCUGGUCGUGGAGUCGUUUCGUGGACUACAUGCAGUGUGUGGUGGCGUUCACCCUGCUGGCGGCCUACAUCACCUACCUGCUGCUGGACUCGUCUGUGUUCGUAGAAACCCUGGGCUUCCUGGCUGUCUUCGCUGAGGCCAUGCUGGGGACGCCGCAGCUCUACUGUAACUACCAGAACAAGAGUACUGAGGGGAUGAGCUCCAGGUAGGACCGAGAGAAUGUGUGGAAGAUGGAGGUGACGGGGAACGCCAUGAGGAGUAUCCCACUGAGGAUGCUGCUGAGCGCCACCACCUGACCCGGGAUGCUACGCGGCACCAUGUCCCCGUACCCCACCGUUGUCAUGGAGAUCACCGCCCACCAGUAGGUGCCAGGGAUGCUGGUGAAGUCGUACUUGGCGCCCAUCUCGCUCUCCGCCAGGAACACCAGCGGGGAGAACAGUGCCAUGGCAACACACAGGAACAGGAGGAGCAGGCCGAACUCGCGGGUGCAGCGUCGGAUCGUCAGGCCUAAGGUCUGCAGCCCCAGGGAGUGGCGCGCCAGACGCAUCACGUAGAAGAUCCUCAAGGCCCGGAGUACCCGCAGCACCAGGCCCACCUUCUCCAGGUAGUUGUUCCCGCCGCUGGGCUUCUCCCCUCCCUCAGACAGAGAGUCUACGAUCACAGUGAUGUAGUAGGGGAGGAUGGCCACCACGUCGAUGAUGUUGAGAGGCGUCUUCAGGAACACACACUUACUCGGCGUCUGGAUGAAGCGCAGCAAGAACUCCAGAGAGAACCAGGCCACACACACCGUCUCCAGGACAAAGAUAUUGUAGCACCUCUGAGAACACUCACCCUGGAAGACAGAGGAAACAGUGUGAAGAAAAACUCACAGUAGAAGAGUGAACACACAGUGUUAAGGGUUAACAGUGUUAAGGCGAGCAACAAUUAUAAUGCAAGACAUUGGUAGGAAAUGACAAUACAUUCACUAUUAUAAAACAUUCUGGAUAACUGUUUCCUAAUCACACAAGUUGUCAGUUGUUCCUAUCCGGCUUGAAGGACCAGUUCAACAGCCACCAGUGGCGUCAGACUCCUCUACACCAGCA
Salvelinus namaycush (lake trout) is the source of this 2224-nucleotide messenger RNA. RefSeq names its product solute carrier family 66 member 2-like. The record is from RefSeq and is a predicted model, not a curated record. Gene Ontology annotation, biological process: retrograde transport, endosome to Golgi; phospholipid translocation. NCBI's taxonomy places the organism in Eukaryota, Metazoa, Chordata, Actinopteri, Salmoniformes, Salmonidae. Bases 788 to 1351 code for a protein of 187 amino acids. The transcript is spliced from 4 exons. Gene Ontology annotation, cellular component: trans-Golgi network; endosome.